Molecule: messenger RNA, 424 nt
Organism: Meloidogyne enterolobii
Lineage: Eukaryota; Metazoa; Nematoda; Chromadorea; Rhabditida; Meloidogynidae
Source: the annotation of a GenBank genome assembly
AUGUUGGUCCAAGUUGUUUUUUGUUCUUUACUAUAUUUUACAUAUUCUCAACUUCCUGUCAUAUUUGCAUAUUCUUUAGCUUUUUUUGCAUAUUUUGGCAUUUAUUUGAAUUUUUUUACAUUUUUCAGACUAGCUAGAAGAACCUCCAUAUAAGAAUAAUUGUGUUUAGAAAAUUUUCUUUUAUUUUUAGGGGUUUUUUGUAAAAUUCGGGCUUUUACGUUGGUUCUUUUCUUGUUCCUAAUUCUAUUUUUGGCUAUUUUCCUCUUUCGUGUAUAUUUUGGGGGUUUUACUAAGGUUAGGGUUUUCGAGCCGGGCCGACGUUUGAGUCAUCUUUUCGUUCUUCAUUUUUAUCAGGCGGCCCGACCUAGUCUUUUUCAAGCCAAAAUUCGAUGCCCGACUCGAUCUUUCGGACCGGACCGGGCUC